This is a messenger RNA of Cetraspora pellucida, 288 nucleotides long. NCBI's taxonomy places the organism in Eukaryota, Fungi, Glomeromycota, Glomeromycetes, Diversisporales, Gigasporaceae. The record is from the annotation of a GenBank genome assembly.
AUGUCUCCAACUGAUACUUUAUUAGUCACUAAUUUGAAAAAGCAUUUUGCAAAAUAUCAUAAAACUGAUUAUCAGAAAAUUUUAGAAAAACAAAAAAAGAGAUUCAAAAACAUUAAAGAAAUUAAUCAUAUUCAAAGAAAAGAAAAAGAAAAACCAAAUAUUAUUACUACUCAAAAUAACAUUCAAGAAAUUUUAUCAUAUAAUAGUAAUAAAUAUUAUGCGAUUGUUCAAGAUGAAGUUAAUGAUAAUACUAUUAAUGAAAUUAAAGAAAUUAUUGAAACUGGCUAA